AGGCAAUAUGCAUCAUUUUGUGUCGUCUCAUAAUUGCAUUUGUUUCCUAAAUUUGGGCAAUUUCCCUGAUUAAAUUAAUUCUGUUUUUAUUUUGUUUAAACUUCUUCAGGUGAAGUUGAAACUAUGAUAGACAAUCUUCGUUCACAGCGCGAGACCGGAAAAUUUUGUGAUAUUGUUCUACAUGUUGGAGGAAAAAGAUUUCCAGCUCAUCGAUCUGUUUUGGCUGCUUCCAGUCCUUAUUUUGAGUCUAUAUUAAGACAUGAUAAAGUAGCUCGAGAAGAAAUUACAAUUGGAUGGGAAGAUGUUGAAAGUUUUCAACUUCUUCUCGAUUAUAUGUACUCUGGUAAUGUGACCAUCGAUGAAAAUAAUGUCAAUGGUUUGCUCCGGUUAUCUACUCAUUUUCUUAUCUCCAAAUUACAAGGAUACUGUCAACAGUAUUUAGAACAGACUGAGUUUAACUUUGAAAAUGACAAUGAUAAUGAAAAUGGAGAUAGUAAUAUGGAUGGUGUUACUAUUAAAGAGGAGCAAUCACAAACAGAUGAGGUUACCGGUGAAGAAAAUGAUGAAGAUGAUGGGGGACAUUCAGCAAAUAAAAGCAAAAGGAGGAAAGUUAAGCGCAAAUAUACGUCCGAAGAAUGGAUCACUGAUGAAAUAUCUGUUUCUAAACGUCUUUCUCCGGAGCAAACAGGUGAAUCUCGAAGAGCGGUAGCGUCAAUUCAAUCAGGGGAUGAAUCACUUGCUCUCGAUGAUUCAAGUCAAGAGCAAAGACAGUGGAAAGAGGGUAUCAAGUGUCCACACUGUAUUUAUGUUGGUAACAGUGCAACUAGGCUUGAACAACACUUGUCUAGAGUUCAUGAGGAAGAUACAACAUAUAAAUGUCGCUUGUGUGAUUUUACAUGUAACUGGAAUCGAGAAUAUUACCGUCAUAUGAAGUGUCACUAUCGAGGUCCACCAUUCAAAUGUGAAGACUGUGAAUACACAUGUGAUCGUAUCCAAUUUAUUUUGUCUCAUGUUAUGAGACAUACCGAUGAAAGGCCUUUCCAAUGUAAAAUGUGUCCCUUCAAAUCACGAACCAAAGGAAACUUGGAGGUGCAUAUGAGGAUUCACACUGGAGAAAAACCUUACAAAUGUCAAUUCUGCGAUCGUGGUUUUGCUAUGAAAAACACUUUAGAUCAACACUUGGCUACUCAUCGAGAUGAUCGUCCUUUCCUAUGUGAUACUUGUGGUUUCACUACGAAAUACCAAUCACAUCUGCUAUCGCACAAGAGAAUCCACACAGGGAAUGUUUUCCACUGUACCCAUGAAGGAUGCAAUUAUUUUUCACCACGACGAUCACAACUUGCAGCUCAUGAGAGAAGUCACUCUUCAAUUCGAUCACAUAUUUGUGUAACAUGUGGACGUGGUUUCAUCGAAAAGAGUCAUCUCAUUCGCCAUGAAAGAAUACAUCUUGAAGACAAACCAUUCAAAUGUGAUGUUUGUGAUUAUGAAAGUACUCGAAGAGAUAAAUUGAAAGAACAUGUUCUAAAGCAUCAUUCGGGUGAUGCAAAAACUCCCGCUUCUUACAAACCAAGAAAAACUCGACGACAAAGUCAGGUUACAGUUGUUGAAGAGAGCUCAAUUCCUGAGUUAUCUGACAGUCAGCUAAUUGUUACAACACCAGGAGAAGUUCAAAUUGCUGCUUCGGAACAAGAAGUGGCUACAGCAAAUCUCAUUUAUGAAUAUCAAUCAGACGGUGGGACACCCAUUAAAACGCUUGUUAUCCAAAACAUGGAAAACGAAGGAGAAUCUUGUUUCUUACAACUAGCUCCAUCUUCCUAAUCUCAUUAUAGUCUAAACUUUGUUAAUCAUUUAACCUCUCUAAACAUCUAUGACUAUGUCAAAAUUGUAAUCAUGAACUAAAGUAAUCAUUUUAAAUCUUCCGAAUAACUAUUAAUAGUUACUGUAUAUUUGUCAAGUACAUCA
Molecule: messenger RNA, 1962 nt
Organism: Tetranychus urticae (two-spotted spider mite)
Lineage: Eukaryota; Metazoa; Arthropoda; Arachnida; Trombidiformes; Tetranychidae
Biological process (GO): regulation of transcription by RNA polymerase II
Molecular function (GO): RNA polymerase II cis-regulatory region sequence-specific DNA binding; protein binding; DNA-binding transcription factor activity, RNA polymerase II-specific
Source: RefSeq, a predicted model, not a curated record